This is a messenger RNA of Hemibagrus wyckioides, 3234 nucleotides long. It is a transcript of the gene usp45, whose product is annotated as ubiquitin specific peptidase 45. Gene Ontology annotation, biological process: protein deubiquitination. The transcript has 20 exons. The record is from RefSeq and is a predicted model, not a curated record. Gene Ontology annotation, molecular function: zinc ion binding; cysteine-type deubiquitinase activity. Bases 340 to 2766 code for a protein of 808 amino acids. NCBI's taxonomy places the organism in Eukaryota, Metazoa, Chordata, Actinopteri, Siluriformes, Bagridae.
ACUGCUGACCACGUGACACUGCGUCUUCCGUGUUGUUUCGAAAUGCCUGAGACUGCGCUAAGCAACUCGUGAUAAUGUGAAUACUCUGAAUAGAGAAUAAUUCCUUCAUUCUUUUUAUAAACAUAUCGGAGUUAACAACAAGGAUAAUAUCGCGGAGGAAAAGGAGACGAUCUCUAUAUUUAUAUCUUUUCCCGGAGACUUUGGGACAGGUGUCAGGUAACAGGAGCUGCUUGUCAGUGGGAGACGAGAGAAAAGAGCAAGAGCUUCGUACCACAGAAGAAGAGUAGAACCUCGUUCUCCACAGGAACAGAACCAGUUGUUCUCCAGGUCUCAAUACAGAUGCGGCUAAAAGAUCCCUUCUCCUUAAAAACGGCCGAGAUGACGAAGCGGUCCAACAAGCCGAGGAAGCCUCGUGAAGAGGACUCGUCAGACGAGGUCAGCGGACUGACGUGUCAGCAUGUGAGUAAAGCAGUGGAGUUGAACUCGGUGAAGAAAGCAGUGACCGGAAGUCUGUGGUCAGUUUGCUCUGACUGCAUGAGGGAGAGAGACGUGUUCGAGUCGGAGCAGGCCGGAGCUCACGAAAUCCUGGUGUGUCUCAAAUGUGGCUUCCAGGGAUGCAGUCAGUCAGAGAGGCAGCACUCAGUGAAACACCAGCAGGCUCAUCGCUCAGAAUCUCACUGCAUCAGCAUCAGCCUCAGCACCUGGAAGGCCUGGUGUUUUGAGUGUAAUGAGGAACUCUCCACACACUGCAAUAAAAAAGCUCUGGCUCAAACACUCGACUUCCUGCAGAAACACUCGGCCAAAUCAGCCUCAGUUUCUGGUUUUCAGAAGGAGUCUCUGUGUGAGAGUUGGAGGUCUUCUUAUUCAGAUUCAGGGUCAACGUCAAAGAUCAUCAAACUGAUCGAGGAGCCUGCAGAAUAUUCCGAGCCGGUCAGAGGGAAGAGUCCGGGGAACAGCACGCUAAUUCCCGUUAAAGGAAUCAUCAAUCUUGGAAACACGUGCUUCUUCAACGCGGUCAUGCAGAAUCUGUCUCAGACACACAUGCUGAAUGACCUCAUACAGGAAGUGAAGGAGAAAGGACACAAGAUGAAGAUCUGCCCCCCUCCUGAGACCAGUUUGGGCCCUUUGACCGUGACUCUGGCAGGUCCGGAGCCGCUCACUUCUGCCAUGAUGUUGUUCCUGUACAGUAUGAAGGAGGCGGGGAAAGGACCGGUAUCUCCCAAAAUUCUCUUUACUCAGCUCUGUCAGAAGGCGCCUCGUUUUAAAGGUUAUCAGCAGCAGGACAGUCAGGAGCUCCUGCACUACCUGUUGGACUCAGUCAGGAUGGAGGAGAACAAGAGAAUCAAAGCUGCCAUCCUGAAAGCGUUUAAUAAUCCCACUGAGAAAACAGCUGAUGAGGAGACCAAACGCCAAGUCAAAGCAUAUGGUAAAGAGGGUGUGAAGAUGAACUUUGUUGAUCGCAUAUUUGUUGGCGAGUUGACGAACACCAUUAUGUGUGAAGAGUGUGAGCAUAUUUCCACAGUGAAGGAGGCUUUUAUUGACAUCUCUCUGCCCAUCAUCGAGGAGAGAAUCUCCAAACCCUCGAACCCGGGCAGGCUGAGUAAACCGGGCCGAGACCCGGAGUCCCCAGGCGGUCACGCUGACGAGCCGUCUCAUUCACACGCCGGACGGAGCGGGAAGAAGCCGAGUGUCCAGAAGCCGCAGGGUCGAAGGUCAUCCACUUGUCAAGACACCAGAGGAACGGAUGAAUCGGCGUCCACUCUGCGAGACGAAGCCGCGUGUUCACGUGGGCACUGUUUCCAUGGUGAUGCAGCAGGCAGUCAAUCAGAUGCCAGCGAUAAAGACUCCUCCCCUCAGGACAGCAGCAAUGAUGCGGACAGCGAGGCGUCGGAGUCCGAGUGCUCGCUGCGAGUCUCCAGUCCCUCCAAUAAAGCCUUGCCUUUGUCCUCGUGUGUGAAACCCACCCUGCCUGUACCAAGCCCCGCCCCUUUUGUCCGGGAGCAGACAGGAAGUGCGGUUGAACAGCUAGUCAGCGCGGUGUCCAAAUUAGGGCUAGUGCACACGCCUCUGGAUGGAUUUCCACUCAGGGAGAAAGAAGAGAGAGACAGGGAGAGAGACAGAGAAAGAGACCGGGAACACCAGGGGGCAUUCCAGGCGCUGUCUCACAGCUACACCCCGGCAUCUAAAGAGUGUUCGGUCCAGUCCUGCCUCCAUCAGUUCACCUCCAUCGAGCUCCUGAUGGGGAACAACAAGCUGCUGUGUGAGAACUGUACAGAGAGACGCCACAAACAACACAGGAGGAGUGGAGAUAAGAAAGUAGAGAAGGUGUACACAAGCGCCCGCAAGCAGAUGCUGAUCUCAGAGCUGCCACCAGUCGUCACACUGCACCUUAAACGCUUCCACCAGGCUGGGAUGAACUUACGGAAGGUGAAUCGUCAUGUUGAUUUCCCGCUUGUUCUGGAUUUAGCUCCGUUCUGCUCCGCCUCCUGCAAGAACCUUGGUUCUGGAGAGCGGGUUCUCUACAGUCUGUAUGGUAUUGUGGAACACAGUGGCUCAAUGCGCGGAGGCCAUUACACAGCAUACGUCAAAGUCCGAACGCCACAGCGCAAGUGUGAACAACACAGGAGUCAAUCUGGUUGUAGAGAGGCUGUGUCAGCUCCCCCUGGUCAGUGGGUGUAUGUGAGUGACACCAGCGUCCAGAUGGUUCCUGAAUCUCGAGUACUGAACUCUCAGGCCUACCUGCUCUUCUAUGAGGAGCUCCUCUAGGGGGCGCCAUUACUUCUGGAACACUUGUGUUCUGACACCACUAAUCUCUCUUACGGAUGCAAACACAUCAGUCAGCUAGAACACACCACACACACACACACAUUAUAUGAAUAAUUAUUAUUAUUAUUAUUAUUAUUAUUAAUAUUAAUAUCAUUAUAGAUGGUUAACUGGUCUACCUGCAGGUGGUUAGCGGGCCGUUACUGAGACGCUGUUAUGAGUAGAAAAUAUUCUAAAGUGUAGAAUUAUUUAUAUUUUAAAGAUUUUGUUUUUUCUCUCAUCAUUUUGCCUGAAAAUGAAAUCUUUCAUAUCUUGGUUAUUAAAUACCAAAGACGCUAAAACACAUCAGAGGACAGAACCGAGGUUCCGCUCAGCUCUUAGCAGUUAUGGAGAACCUCAGAAUGAAUAUCAGCGAUAUGAUACAUCACCGCAUUCAACACAAUCUUCAUCAUCAUCAUCAGAAUACAAAAA